Molecule: messenger RNA, 2213 nt
Organism: Arabidopsis thaliana (thale cress)
Lineage: Eukaryota; Viridiplantae; Streptophyta; Magnoliopsida; Brassicales; Brassicaceae
Gene: TRFL8
Product: TRF-like 8
Exons: 9
Coding region: 833-2065 (410 amino acids)
Biological process (GO): DNA-templated transcription; regulation of DNA-templated transcription
Cellular component (GO): nucleus
Molecular function (GO): DNA binding
Source: RefSeq, marked reviewed
GUCUCCUCUCGUCGUCUCUCUUUGGUAUCUUUUUUCUUAGCUUCGAGUACUAUUCUUUUCGCUGACAUUGUGUUAGAUUCUCUCUUGAACUUGAACGAUCUCUUUUCCAACACAAAUGUAAUGUAUGAUAUCGUUCGAUUUUUUCUCGGAUUGUUAGUUUCUUCAAAUUGCAGGUGUUUAGUUAAAGGAAGGGGAUAAGCUAAGCAGCUGGAUUUUCUUUUCUUUUCUUUUUUUUCUUCCCUGGAAAGUUAUAUUUUUAUUAUUAUUUUCUAAUGUAACAGCUGUGAGUCGUCUCUAUGGCCCACAUUAUACGUAUAUUUCUUUUAUGUUUUUUUUUUUUUUUCUAUAUUGCAUUUGCAUUUUGAAUGUUGUGAUAAACAUUUAAAACAUUGACGCUUCUGUAGCUGCUGAGAGUUUUGAUUUUUCUUUAUUUGUGUUUAUCUAUUCUGUCAAUGAGACUGAGAUCAUCCGACAGAAAUUUGUCUGGCUACUCUGUUUCUUUAUACUGUAAUUGCAUAGAAUGUCUGUCCUCUGUUCUUAAGUAAAUCUUAUAUUACUUAUUUAUAUAUUUUCACUAGAUUUGAGGCAAAUUAAUGUUUUUUAAUUUGGAGAGAACAUGUUUCAUGUUGUGAAUUUGUUUAUUAGUGCUUAAAAAACAUGGAUGAAUCUAAUGGAUUGGGAUAACAUGCAUAUAUAGAGAGAAAUGAGAUCUAGUUUCGUGAAUGUAGCAUGUAAGUUAGAUUGGUUUAUGGGCAACAUUGUCCGGUUCUGUUCAAUUAUUGUGACAUAUACUUGGUUCUUUGCAGUGUAAAAACUUGGACCUUGACUUGAAAUGGGACCUUUUGGGAUGGAAACAACACCCGGUUUUCCUGAUACUUUUGCUGGAUUCAAAUCUGCCAGUGUUGAUGAGAAUCUUGGCCAUUCAAUGGAGGAUAAAAUGAGUGACAUGAAGCAUUUCCUAAUGGAUCCUCAUCAUGAUAAUACCGCGGUGGACAGUUUCUUAGGUCUUGGUAUGGAGAAUAUGGGCUUAACCUCCAAGAUGGAGGAGUUUUCACAUGGAUUUGACGUUAGCUUUCUCCCAGAUUAUGGUGGAGUUAACACUUUUAGCACUCAAGAUGUGGAAGCAGGUUUAAAGUUUGAAAUUCUUGAUGGAAUUCUGGAUGGAGUUGAUGAAGUGGAAGAUAUCUACGCAUCACAUGAGCUUUCUUCUAUUGUUAACCAUUUCCCUCCAGAAACUGAAGUCAAGAAGAAUGAAUUAGAGGGUGACCCCUAUGGUCUUAUGAACUUCAGUUCAGAAUCUUAUUCUCCUGGAAUUAGUGGAAGCAUCGGACUCGCGGAGUGGUCAAAAGAAACUGUUCCAUAUGCUGAAUCCCAGAUUGUAUCCAGCGAAAAAGUUAAAGAUAGUUGGGAUACAAAUGAGUCAGAAGAUGACAAGAAACCACUAUCCACAUUUAUAGGCUCUUGGAUUAAACGAAAGAAUCGGAAACAGAAAUUGCUCAACACCGCUUGUAGUAGAUUAGAUUCUUCUCGUGAAAGAAAGUCUUGCGAGUCCUAUGACUUCAGGCCCCGGAAAGGACCUAUGAAGAAAUACAUUCACACUUCAAUGGAGAAAACAUUUUCUGAUGAUCAGCUUACUUUAUCUGAGAGUGAAGAUGACAUUUCUGUAACAAAGACAUCCAGAACCAAAAGUGACAGGAGAAAGAAUCAGAGGAUAUGGACUCUUGAUGAAGUAAUGAAUUUGGUUGAUGGUAUUUCUCACUUUGGUGUUGGGAAAUGGACCGAUAUAAAGAACCACUUCUUUCAUUAUGCAGCACACCGCAAACCCGUUGAUAUCAGAGACAAAUGGCGUAAUCUACUGAAAGCAAGUUAUAACGAAAAGCAUAACGAUGGACAGGCUGAAGAAAAACGAAAGUCAGUGGCUCGCUCUAUACCGAAGGAUAUUCUACAUCGUGUAAGAGAACUUGCUUCACUCCAUCCAUAUCCCUUCUCCAAAUCACCGUGUAUUGUUCAUGAUUCCUCAAGAAGCCGAAGCACUUCAAAGAACAAGAAGAAGAAGAGUGGAUGAUAUUGAUAGUCUUCAUGGAGAAAGUCUAGAGAAGCUAUAUAGAUACUUGAAUCGUUUUAACUGUGUUGGGAAGUUGUUCCAUGUGAAGUUUCUGUUAAUGAAACCGAGAAUGACUUCAAUUCAGAAAAGCAUUUAGCUUAUUCCCUCU